UAGAGUACGCAAGGGGAAAAAUUGCCUUUACGACGGUUUUGUCAUUUUCAAAAAAAUGCCUCAUUCUCUGAAUUUCCCCAGCCAGGCAAGGUUGUUAUAAAUGGUAGGUAGGGAAGGCAGAGUGUGGCAAUAAAGGGGUUAAUCCACGGAGCACAGAGCCAUCUGGCUGAGCUGGUUUGUUAUAAUCGAGCAGAUUAUGUUCACGGGACUCAGAGUUUAAGGCUCCUCUCCCAUAGAGCAACUCUGCACAACCCAAGCAGACCAACUUUGGGACUUUGAAUGAACGUAUUUACAUCCACCUUUCUCUUCAUGUCGACUUUUCUGGAAACAUUCACACGGAUGCCAUGGUUACUCCUACCACGAUCUUACAGGUGAACAAGGUGAUGUCCAUCUUGUUUUAUGUGAUAUUUCUCGCUUACCUUCGUGGCAUCCAGUCUUCCAACAUGGAUCAAAGGAGUUUGCCAGAAGAUUCAAUAAAUUCUCUUAUUAUUAAACUCAUUCAGGCAGACAUUUUAAAAAACAAGCUUUCUAAGCAGAUGGUAGACAUUAAGGAAAACUAUCAAAACACGGUGCAGAAAACAGACACUCAGCAAGACAUGGAUGGGGAGGAAAAUGUGAAAUCAGACUUCCAGCCAGUUAUCUCAGUGGAUACAGAUCUCUUGAGGCAGCAGAGACGCUACAACUCUCCCCGAGUCCUCCUGAGUGACAACACGCCGCUGGAGCCGCCGCCGCUGUACCUCAUGGAGGAUUACAUCGGGAAUUCCGUGGUGCUGAACAGAACCUCCCGGCGGAAGAGGUACGCGGAGCACCGGGGCCACCGGGGGGAAUACUCCGUUUGUGACAGUGAAAGUUUGUGGGUCACGGACAAAUCCUCCGCCAUCGACAUUAGGGGACACCAGGUGACUGUUCUGGGAGAAAUUAAAACGGGCAACUCUCCGGUUAAGCAAUACUUUUACGAAACGAGGUGUAAAGAGGCCAAGCCUGUAAAAAACGGCUGCCGCGGCAUCGAUGACAAGCACUGGAACUCCCAAUGCAAGACAUCCCAAACUUACGUCAGAGCACUGACUUCAGAAAACAACAAACUGGUGGGCUGGAGGUGGAUAAGGAUAGACACCUCCUGCGUGUGCGCCUUGUCCAGGAAAAUAGGAAGAACAUAGAUCUGCAUCUCUUUGCUAUAUAAAUUAUUACUUUAAAUUAUAUGAUAUGCAUGUAGCAUAUAAAUGUUUAUAUUGUUUUAUAUAUAUUAUAAGUUGACCUUAUUUAUUAAACUUCAGCAAAUCUACAGUAUAUAAGCUUUCUCUCUCAAUAAACAAGAGCAAAGGGUGUGUGCCUCUGCCGUGGCCAAUUCCGGGGUUUUUUAAGACUAUGUUUGUGACACUGCUUGUCGGCAGCAUACCGUAACCUUCCUGUAAAAUCUGUAAAAUCAGUAUUUUUCAUUCAGUAUUGUCAAACCAGUGACUGUCAUUUAGUAAACUUGUUAAAAAUCAGAUCAAUGCCAAGACUUGUGUACAUAUUUAUAUUCCCUGCUCUAUACGUUCAUAUUUAAUUGGAUCUGCAGCAUUGACUCCUCACCACCAAAAAAAUCCCCAAAAAAUCAAGGACCAAAAUAGAUGUUGUAGCCUGAAGACAAAGUCAAAUUUACGGGCAUCAGGUAAAUAAAGUUUCUGUGUAUUAUGCCAGUUUUGCCGGUGACAUGACCAUUUCCCCUAUGUUAGCAUUUCAGAAUGGCUGCUAGUAAUCCAGGAACAUCCAUUUGUGUUUUGGAAGCACAUUUGUUUUGCAACUGUUUCUAAUGUUGCCAGUGCAUCAUUGAAAAAAUAUGAAAAAAAUCUGAAAUAUUUGUAGCCGAAACUUGCUGAAGCCAAGAACUGAUCUAAAUGGAUCAUUAAUGUAAUACAUAAAAUAUGGUUUGUUGUGAUCAGCCUCUUCCUCCUCACAUGAAUCAAUUCUCUUCUGCUUGCAUUGUUGGAUCAUUUGUCUCUGUCUGAGUUUUUAAAUUAGAAACAAAGCUGGUGGUGUUUUAACCUUAAAAGAGCCCUUGGCUUGCAAAUUGUAGUAAAGAUAUCCUGGCAUGGAUAUCAAAGCCACACGCCCCUACGAAGGUUUCCUUCUUCUCAGCAAUCCAUUCUCCAUCUUUCAUAGGGGGAAAAAUGUGUUGAACUGCUCGAGAGACCUGGUAGCUUUCACAGGAAUGUGAAAUGGAUGGUGGCUAAAAUCCAUGAAGUCUGUGGUUAUACUGAAGUUCCCUAAUUAAACAUAUGAGUUGUUGCUCAGGACAGACAAAUGUGCUAGCGUGUACUUACCUCAGGCUCUUCUUUGGAUUGUCAUGUAGCUCCACUGG
Molecule: messenger RNA, 2341 nt
Organism: Catharus ustulatus (Swainson's thrush)
Lineage: Eukaryota; Metazoa; Chordata; Aves; Passeriformes; Turdidae
Product: neurotrophin-3
Exons: 2
Coding region: 345-1157 (270 amino acids)
Biological process (GO): nerve development; positive regulation of peptidyl-serine phosphorylation; regulation of neuron differentiation
Molecular function (GO): nerve growth factor receptor binding; growth factor activity
Source: RefSeq, a predicted model, not a curated record